Messenger RNA from Hemibagrus wyckioides, 3075 nucleotides. It is a transcript of the gene scn1bb, whose product is annotated as sodium channel, voltage-gated, type I, beta b. Gene Ontology annotation, biological process: cardiac muscle cell action potential involved in contraction; regulation of heart rate by cardiac conduction; sodium ion transport. Gene Ontology annotation, molecular function: sodium channel regulator activity. Lineage: Eukaryota; Metazoa; Chordata; Actinopteri; Siluriformes; Bagridae. The record is from RefSeq and is a predicted model, not a curated record. Gene Ontology annotation, cellular component: voltage-gated sodium channel complex. The transcript has 7 exons. The coding region runs from base 869 to 1564 and encodes 231 amino acids.
GAGAGAGAGAGAGAGAUACAGAUACAUACAUACACACACACACACACACAGAGAGAGAGAUACAUACACACGCACGAUUUUUUUAUUGAGCGCACAUCAUCAGUCCGCGCUUCAAAUGCAAACACAGUCAACAACUGAGAAAUUUUUCGGAAUAUUUGUUUGUUUGUUUGUUUGUUUGUCUGUCUGUUCAGUGUUCCAUCUGUCGACACACACGUAUUCGUGCUGAAUCUUCGGUAAAAGGUCGUUUUUGGCGUUAAUACGCGCAAUUACGCAUAGAAAACGUGAACCUGCAGCGAAGAUUUUUUUUUGGCUCCAAAGGUAAAAGGAGAAGAUUUUAACAAAUAAAAAAAUAAUAAAAACAGACAAAACCAGGGACAUCAAAAGCCAGAAGGGCAUCGAGAGGACAGCAGCGCCGGAGAACAGUAAUCAUUGUGAUUAAAUGCGUCAGCUGUAUGUGCAUGUGAAAUGAGAAGGAACUAAAACGACGUGCGUUAAAUGCAAACUGCUUGUUAGUACAAUAACAAAAUAAACCAAAACGCAUGUUCCCAUCUUACAGUAACCCGAUCCUUAUAGAAACUUGUUUCUUACUCAGACAGCUACGCAUGAACUGAUCAAUCAAAAACAAAAAGGGAGCAGAAAUCCGUAUAUAUAUAUAUAUUUUUAUGCACGUAAACAAGCGUGUUCAUGUUCUCGUGAUUCGGCAUAUUUGUGUACAGAUGUGCACACGGUCCUUCCAAACAUCUCAGGAUUGUGGAUAGUCUCAGUGCUGCUGACAUAAACUAGACGACACAAAGGGUGCCAGUUUCCUUACGCACAAGAAGACAACAAGUGAAACGACAGAUUCGUCUUGAGCAUCUCUGCAUCGAGGAUGGUACAGCCAGCACUCCACUUCCUGUCAGGCAUGCCUGCCAGGUGUCUCCUGUUCCUGUGUGUGCUUUGUGCUCUCUGGGUCUCUCUGUGUAAUGGGGCGUGUGCAGAGGUGGAUUCUGACACUGAGGCAGUAGCAGGAGAAGGCUUUAAACUGGGCUGCAUUUCCUGCAAGAUGAGAGGAGAGGUGGAAGCCAGAGCUAUCGCCGACUGGUACUUCAAGGCUAAGGGACAGACAGAGUUUGCACAUAUCUUUAGCUAUGAAAGUGAGGAGGCCAUCAUAAUUGACAACCAGUUUGAUGACCGCUUGGACUGGAAUGGCAGUAGAAAUACCCAUGACCUGCAGGAUGCCUCCAUCUACAUCCUCAAUGUGACCUUUAACGAUUCGGGAGUGUACCGCUGCUUCUUACGGCGAACCCUCCUCUAUGAUGCCUAUGAGCACGACGCUACAGCCAGCAAGUUGGUGCACCUGACUGUGGUGGCCAAAGCGACACGCGGUACGGCCUCCAUCGUUUCGGAGGUAAUGAUGUACGUGUCAAUCAUCGGGCUGCAGCUGUGGCUGUUGGUGGAGAUGAUCUACUGCUACAGAAAGAUUGCUGCGGCCGGUGACGAGGCCCUCAGAGCCAGCGCUGAGGAGUAUUUAGCCAUAGCAUCGGAAAGCAAAGAUAACUGCACAGGAGUGCAGGUGGCCGAAUAACAGAGGCUUUACCGGUGUUUCCCUCAUGCCUCUCCAUGUUCCUGUCUUCUGCUUCCUCCUGACAUCAUCACAAAGAUCCAGUUGGAUUCUACCCAUUUUUUGUACUUUUUACCCAGUCUUAUAAUCCAAAUCUUACACUGUUCCUGCACUGUUUUGUGAUAGUUUUGAUCCAAUCCUUCUAGUUUCGCAUGAAGGGCUUCUGGAAUGAGUUUGAAAGAGUCAGUAUGCAGUUCAGGCGCGCUUCAAGAAUGAUUAUUUGCUAAAACAAAACCCUCCGAUUUGCAUGAGUGUAAAAAAUAGGGCAUGAUUAUAGUCUCUCAAGUAUAUUGCACAUCAUACAUAUGCUUUGGUAAAGAAACUGAUUGAAAUGCAUUAUCUAUCUACUGUAUAUAUUAGGGUUGCCACUUAAAAUUUUAUUGGCAAGUUCCAUUUGUCCUGGAAAUUUUGGGUUUAUUUUUAUUUUAUUUUAUUUUAUUUAUUUAUUUUUACAAAAGCAACAAUCAGACAUAAAGAAAGCUACAACAAGCAAAAGCUUCCAUUUAAAGUGAACAAGCACAAAACUGGCCAUGAAGGAAAUCCUGCAAAAGAAGACAAAAAUAUCAUCUAGCCUUGUUAUGGCAGAAAUAUGUUUAAAUCAGUUAAAUUGUGCCCUUUAAUUUCAGAAUGUCAUUAAAAUGAUGUCUAUAAUCUUGUCUUAUAUGAUGUCUGACUAUAGCAAGGUCAAAUAUAAAGUAUUAACCUUAGGAAUUUUGACUGUAACUGUGUGUCGUAGCAUAGAGGUGGCAACCCUAGUAUAUAUUCCUGCACUGGCAAUAGUAAAAAAAAAAAGUAAAAAAUCAGCAAUAGGCCAAUGUUGCACUAGGGGUCAGUAAGGAGCAGUGAAUUACGCACAGUCUUUCUCAUUUUCAGGGCACUAUUCUCCAUGGUGUACUAACACCAUGCAAUGCUACUGGUGCAUGCGCUAGCCUACAUUGAUAUGGCGGGAAAACAGUCAGCUAUACUGUAAGUUUGAGCCAUUCUGUUCCUGUCAUUCAAUGCUGGAGCUACUUAGAUUAUACAUAUAAAAUCCUUAAAAUGUGAUGCUGCUGCUUUCAGCCAACACACAAAAUAUAGAUCCUAUGGGGCAUUGAUUGCUUACUUGCUCAGACAAGUAAGACUUUAAUUUUUGAGUUAAGACAUUACUGAUAGGAUUCAUUCAGUUUACUGAAAACACAACAGUGUUAUAAUGUUAUAAAUCAAUAAGAAUUGGACAUCACCUCCUGCUAAUGCAAUGAAAUAUACAUGAAUAGUUUUAUGCACUUUAAUCUCUUUGGUGAAUGCAUGAUCAAUCGGCAAUUAAGCAAUGCAAAUACUGUGUAUUAGACUCUUAUAAUCUACUACUACUGCUAUAAUACUCAACAUAUUUUUAUGACAAAACUGUAAUCUAUCAGAAUGUAUAAACUGUGAAGGAAAGACUUAUGACAGAGUAUGUUUGGGAGUAUUAUGAAUAUUAAAUAAUUGAAUAAAUAAAA